AUGUUUCAGUGUGUUAAAAAUAUAUUUUUUAUUGAUCAAUUUCGGAAUGUUUCAACAAGAGCUCAAAUAGAUGCUCAAAUUAGAGCUUUAGAGAGAACUUUUGUUAUUGAUGGUGGUGGACCAAUUUCAAAAAUCGAUGUUUGUAGUCUUCCUGCUAACUCACCUUCAGAAGAUAAUUUUUCUAUUGGUCAAUGUCUUUCUUCAGAUGCUGUUUUAUGUGGAGUUUUUGAUGGACAUGGUGGAUAUGCUUGUAGUAGAUAUGUAUCAAUUCGUCUUUUUGACUAUCUUUGUGCAGCAGUAUUACAAAAACAUAUUGUUAAAGAGAAUAUACCUUUAAUGGAAAGAUUGAAGUGGCUUAUAACAAGUACUUCAUUACGUGUUCCUCAGGAAAGAGAAGAAAGACAUAAAAAGAAUAUUGAAUCAUUUUACAAUAGUUUUAUAAAAAGUCACACCGACCAAUAUACAGUUAGAAAAGCUAUUCAAGCUGCUUUUAUAGCAUUAGACAAGGAUAUUGAAAAAGCUGCACUUCCAGAUAAUCGUGGUAUUUUUUCAAAAGAAAGUGCUUCUAUAGCUGCAACAGGUUCCUGUGCUACUGUCGCACAUAUAAGGCAGUCAAAUUUACAUGUGGCAAGUAUUGGAGAUUCUGUUGCUGUUCUUGGAAUUAGAAGUAACGAUGGAGUUUCUUCUAGGCAAUUGUCACGCCUUCAUAAUCCUGAUAAUGCUGAUGAAGUGAAAAGAAUUCGUCAAGAACAUCCUCAAAAUGAACGAGGAACUAUUUUUAAAAAUGGCAGAUUAUUAGGUGAUUUAAUUCCUUUACGUGCAUUUGGAGAUGUUCAAUUUAAACUUACCAAAGAUCUUCAAAAAAUUAUACUUUCUCCUUUAGGAUACAAAAUACCUACUGGUUUAUUAACACCACCAUAUUUAAGUGCUCUACCAGAUGUAUUUUAUCAUCAAUUAACGCCAAAUGAUAAAUUUUUAAUUAUUUGUUCAGAUGGAGUAUUUGAUUUUUUAGAUGCUGAUACAACUGUUAGGAUUGUUCAUGAUCAUCGUUGUGGUAUAGAAACACUUACCCCUUAUAGUCCUUCUGCUAACUCUACACUUGGUGAUGUAAUUUGCGAUCUUCAAGAAAGGCGUACUGGUACACAUAAAAAUCCAAUUGAUAAAAAUUCAGCAACUCAUAUUAUAAGACAUGCACUAGGUGGUGUAACAAAAAGUCUCGAUGAGCAGUAUGCUAAUCUUAAGACGCAACUUACUCAUCCCCAGGGUGUAGCAAGGUCAUAUCGUGAUGAUAUGACUGUUAUUGUUGUACAUUUCAAUGAAUCUUACUUAGAUCCUGAUGAUUAA
Messenger RNA from Strongyloides ratti, 1344 nucleotides. RefSeq names its product GM14286p. Gene Ontology annotation, biological process: protein dephosphorylation. Gene Ontology annotation, molecular function: protein serine/threonine phosphatase activity. NCBI's taxonomy places the organism in Eukaryota, Metazoa, Nematoda, Chromadorea, Rhabditida, Strongyloididae. The transcript is spliced from 2 exons. Bases 1 to 1344 code for a protein of 447 amino acids. The record is from RefSeq and is a predicted model, not a curated record.